Molecule: messenger RNA, 3546 nt
Organism: Pseudovirgaria hyperparasitica
Lineage: Eukaryota; Fungi; Ascomycota; Dothideomycetes; Acrospermales; Acrospermaceae
Product: isoleucyl-tRNA synthetase
Exons: 2
Coding region: 36-3128 (1030 amino acids)
Biological process (GO): isoleucyl-tRNA aminoacylation
Cellular component (GO): cytosol
Molecular function (GO): tRNA binding; ATP binding; aminoacyl-tRNA deacylase activity
Source: RefSeq, a predicted model, not a curated record
UGCGCCUAGAGGAGCUGUUUGCAGAAGAUGGAGCGAUGCUGAAGCCGACUCGGGUUCUGUAUGCGUCGCCAUGGAGUCAUACUCUCAAGAUACCCAAGUCGUCCUUUCAACCUCGCCAGACGAAUUUCGAUACCUAUCUCAAACGAUGUACCGAUGAUCUAUAUGCAUGGCAGGCCGCAGAGCGUGCGACUGCCCCGUCAUUCGUCCUUCACGAUGGGCCCCCAUAUGCCAAUGGGAAACUUCACAUUGGUCACGCGCUAAAUAAGAUACUGAAAGAUAUAUUAUGUCGUUUUGAGCUAAGUCAGGGAAAGAGAGUGCAUUACGUGCCUGGGUGGGACUGCCAUGGGCUUCCCAUAGAGAUGAAGGCUUUGCAAUUGCGGAAGGAUGCUGAGACGAGGUCUGGAGAGAAUUCCAGUGACAUCGCAUCUGAAUGUCAGUCGCGCCUGCAACCUCUACAGGUCAGACGUGCUGCGAGGAAAUUAGCCACAAAGACAGUCAAGGAACAGAAGAAGGGAUUCAAGGAAUGGGCCAUCAUGGCUGAUUGGGACAAUUCAUACAUCACAAUGUCAAAAGACUUUGAAAUGAGGCAAUUGCAAGUCUUCCGAGAUAUGGUUAAGAAGGGCCUUGUAUAUCGGCAAUACAAGCCUGUCCACUGGUCGCCAUCAUCCAGAACGGCAUUAGCUGAAGCAGAGCUUGAAUAUGACGACAACCGCAAAUCUAGUGCUGCAUAUAUCAAGUUUCCUGUCACCAAAUUUCCCGUUCAGCUCGAUUCAGCAGGAAUUUUGGAAGGGAAACUCCUCAGUGCAGUGAUCUGGACGACUACACCUUGGACUCUUCCCGCGAAUCAAGCAAUCGCCGUACAUAUGGGACUGGAGUACGUUGUCGUAUCUCAUCCAGAUGAUGCGAUCGGUCUUCUCAUCAUAGCACAAUGUCGUGUAGAAGAAAUUGAGAGGACCUUGGGCGUGACCUUGAAACAUGUCCUCGGGCCCUUCAAUGGUCGCGACAUAGCCGGCAAGGCUUUCUAUCAGAAUCCCCUACAAGGCAGUCAGGCUGAAGAUCAGUUGAUCAUGAGUGCUGAUUUCGUGAGUGGGACUUCGGGUACCGGUCUCGUACAUCUAGCCCCUGGACAUGGCAUGGACGACUACAAUGUAUGCAUUGCAUUGGGAAUUGCUCCCCUAUCACCCGUCGAUGAUCAUGGAAAGUAUACCGCUGACGCUUUCCCUGAUCAGCCAGAGCUGUUCCAGGGCCUGUCUGUCCAAACCCAAGGGACUGAAGCGAUUCUGCGUCACCUCAAGACCGUCGAGUUUGGAUCACACACUGGCUUCGUUUUGAACACACAUGAGUAUGAACAUAAAUAUCCAAUCGACUGGAGGACUAAACAACCGAUCAUCGUACGUGCAACCGAACAGUGGUUUGCCAAUGUCGACAACAUUAAGUCUGACACUCUUCGAGCAAUGAAAGACGUGCAAUUCAUUCCGCCCGCCGGGUCGAAGAGGCUGGAAAGUUUCAUACGAAGCCGUAGCCAAUGGUGCGUAUCUCGACAAAGGUCAUGGGGUGUUCCGAUCCCAGCUUUAUUCAGAACAGAUGUUACUCCCCAUCAAGCCAUCAUGAAUGAACACACGAUCUCUCACAUCAUGAAUAUCAUCGAUGAGCGUGGGGUAGAUGCUUGGUGGGAGGACGGUGAUGACGAAACAUGCUGGAUUCCUUCUAAUCUGGAAGGGACGUAUACUCGUGGUAAAGACACGAUGGAUGUGUGGUUCGACAGCGGCACAAGUUGGUCUAUGCUACCCCAGCGUCCCGAUAACACAUUAGCGGAUGUCUAUCUCGAAGGAAGUGACCAGCAUCGUGGAUGGUUUCAAUCUUCAAUACUCACGCACGUCGCAAGCCAACAAAAUCAAGUGGCAACAGAGGAUAGGCAGGUUCAUGUACCAAGAGCUCCCUUCAAGAAGCUGAUCACUCACGGCUUUACACUCGACCAGUACGGGAAAAAGAUGAGCAAGUCAAUAGGCAACGUCAUUGAUCCACAUGAUAUCAUCACUGGUGCGCUGAUCCCCACCGUGCAAAACAAGAAGAGCGGUAAGGGCAAUUCGAGCGCAUUAGGCCCAGAUUCCCUCCGACUCUGGGUGGCCAGCAGUGACUACACCAAAGACGUCGUGAUAGGUCCUCAGGUACUUCAGUCGAUUAACAACGCGCUGUUGAAGUAUCGUGUCACGUUUAAAUGGCUUAUUGGCGUGCUCUCGGGCGCUGAAGAUGAGGUGUGGAACCGCACGGAAGAGUCUAUACGAACACGCAUCGAUAUUCUUGCUUUGGAGAAGCUUACGGCGGUGUCUAGAACUGUACAUGACGAGUAUACACAGUCGCGAUUCAACGAGGCUGCUCGACACAUCAACAAUUAUGUGGUCAAGGAUCUUUCAUCCUUCUAUUUCGAAACACUGAAAGACAGAUUAUACACCGGCUCUCAUGAAACACGCGUCGAAGCUCAGUUGGCUCUGCGGGCUAUAUUCUUGGAGCUUUGUAGAAUGCUCGGACCGAUCACACCUGUGUUGAUCGAGGAGGUCUGGGACUUUACACCUCAGAAGCUUCGUGACACCACUCCGCAUCCUAUACGAUCAACUUGGGUCCCAAGAACUUCGAGCGUGCCCGCUCAGGAUAGCUCCUUAAACUGUAUCGCAGCUGAUCUCGUCUCAGUGCUCAAUGGUGCGGUCAAAACAGCUCAGGAGGAAGCUCGUAUGUCAAAGAACAUCGCGUCAGGUCUAGAGUGCGACGCUUGGAUCGUUCUGCCCAGUAAAUGUGGCGAAGAGGCUGCCGAGCAUGGCUUUGAAGAACUUUUGCGCAAGAUAUGGCCUCAGGACGUUGCAGAAGGAUUGGCUAACGCCCUUGUGUUAUCGAAGGUUCAUCUCCUGUUCGAUGGACAAGUGGACGUUGAUCACACGGCGUGGUCUUUCCAGAAGUGGUUCGACAUACCAGAAUCUAUAUCAAGCACACGCGGCACACCUUCGUUACGUGGCUGCGUUGUUAUCACUCCGCCGUCGCAAAGCAAAUGUCCUAGGUGCUGGCGUUAUACAGCACCUAUAGAUAAGGAAGAAAGCCUUUGCCAGCGGUGCGAAGAGGUUGUACAAAAUAUGUAAGAUUUUGACGAUUAUGUGUAUAUUAACAAUGUAGAAUACCAUUCGAAUUGAGCACAUGAGGCUCAAAAGUCUUAUAGAUAACGAUAUGCCUGCAUCAAUCAAACAGUAUGUCAAUGGCAAUAUCAGGUAAUCAAUUCAUGAAUGCACUUUCCAUUGAAGCUUACCAUGCGCCUACGUCGGUGGCUACCUCUCCGGUAGCAUGACACAACAACAUGAAAUUCUUCAGAUGAGAUUGAGCGCUUUCACGUACAUACAUUGCGCUUGACCUCAGUCUACAAAUUGACACCCUGUUAUAGUUGAUCUUCUCAGAUCCUCACAGUCAUUAUGGCAUCAGAUACACAGGAUGAUAUUUCCGAUAAUCAACCCACGGCAGAUUCUCACCCGAUCAUAUCACCUACCACGACCGAGAAAGCGACUU